CGGGGGGGGGGCCGGGCCAUGGCCCCUCACCAGCCCAGCGCCGGGCAGUACCUGCGCUCCGAUAGCGGCGGGUCGGAGGCUCCGAUGCUGGCGGAAGGUCCCGGUGCCGGUGUCGGUGCCAGGGGGGCGCGGGGGGGGCGGCGGUGCGGGCCGCUGUGGAGCAGCGUGGCCGUCAUGGCCAUCCUGGCCCUACAGAUCGCCUCCACCACCGGACUCUUCGUUUACUUCACCAUGGCCAUCUCCAAGCUCAAAGCCCAAGCACCAGCGAGCCCGGAGGAGCUGCGGUGUCUGCAGGUGAUCAACCAGCAGCAGGAGGGCUCCAGCCUGGAGGAGCUCAUCACCAACCAGUCCUGCCUCAAGCUGGCCAACACCAUCAAAGCCUACGUGGCCACGGUGACGGAGAAGGUGAUCGGCAGGAGCGUGGUGCAGGAAGCCCGGCGCAGCUCCUUCAACGCCUCGGAGGGGCAGGCGCGGCCCAGAGCAGCCGGGAAGCCCUCGGCACACCUCACCCUGCGUCCCCAGAGCCUGGCCCAGGAUGGAAACUCCAGGCGCUUUGGGAACCUCUCUCAGUCCUGUCGCCACGCCCUGACCCGCUGGGAAGCCAGCACCAUCCACUCCCACCUGCAGAACAUCACCUACCAGGAGGGGCGGCUGCGGGUCAAUCACGCAGGGAAAUAUUAUGUCUAUUCCCAGAUCUAUUUCCGCUACCCCAGCGCUGCCGCCCGCCCCUCUGUCCCCCAGCUCGUGCAGUGCAUCAACUGGAAGACGUCCUACAGCCAGCCCAUCCUGCUCCUCAAAGGGGUGGGCACCAAGUGCUGGGCCCCCGAGGCGGACUACGGGCUGCACGCCCUGUACCAGGGGGGGCUGUUUGAGCUGAAGGUGGGGGACGAGCUCUUUGUCUCCGUCUCCUCCUUGGCCAUCGACUACAACGACGCGGCCGCCAGCUACUUCGGGGCCUUCCGGCUGGACCUGUGACUGCCACCUCCCGACCCACCUGCUCUGCUCCCACCCAGACCAUCUCCUGGAGCAGCAGCUAUUCUGACCGGACAGCGGCCAAAUACCAGGGGGGAACCUGGCACGGGGAGCUGGCAUGAGGUUCUUCCCUCCCCUCACGGCAAGGGACGAGCCAGAGGAGGCACUGGGGGUGGCUGCCCACGGGGAUGCCACAUGGGGCCACACCAUCCAGCCAAGGGGAAGCCCAAAAGCCAGGAAAGGACUCCAAGGACUUACAGGACACAUGCACGGAGUGGGAUAUCAUCACCUACCUGGUGGGACGCCCAUCUGAGCCAACAGAGCCCCCCGUGGCUCCGUGCUGCAGGAGAGGGGCUCAGGUCACCUCUGCCACCAGACAUCAAAGUGUCCCCAUGGUAGGGUGACCUCCCCUGCAUGUGUGACCCCCACUCCCGUGGGGCAGAGAGAAGCUGUGGGCACUCGGGGACCCCAAAGUGCUGGGACAGAGCAUGGGGGGGCAGGGGGGACAAGGCAGGGCCAGGCUUUGCUUGGGGAGGAAGAGGAACUGAGGAGUUUCAGUUUGGACUCACGAGAAACCUGGAGCGAUGCCAGGAAUCAGCUCAUUAGGAACCCAGAGCCACCCCAGGGAUCGGGGGAGGUCAAGGAGCAGAACCAUGAAGGCUCUGGAGGAAUCAGCAGCCCCAAGCCCCAGCACCCCGACACGUGGCAGCCCAGCACGUUGUGCCCCAGCUGAGCUGCACAGGACAGGACUGAACCCCCCCCUGCCUCCCACCGAGCUCUUCCUUGGGGAUUUUUGGCCACGUUGGACACGAGAAGAUGGGUGCAGAGCAGGGCCAGGCUGGCUUGACCCACAGACUGGAUGUGGCCCCUCGCCAUCACCUGGAUCCCUCUGCACCCUACCAGGACUGGGGGUGGGCAGGG
Molecule: messenger RNA, 1893 nt
Organism: Calypte anna (Anna's hummingbird)
Lineage: Eukaryota; Metazoa; Chordata; Aves; Apodiformes; Trochilidae
Product: tumor necrosis factor ligand superfamily member 10
Exons: 5
Coding region: 19-975 (318 amino acids)
Biological process (GO): immune response
Cellular component (GO): membrane
Molecular function (GO): tumor necrosis factor receptor binding
Source: RefSeq, a predicted model, not a curated record